Molecule: messenger RNA, 930 nt
Organism: Dendroctonus ponderosae (mountain pine beetle)
Lineage: Eukaryota; Metazoa; Arthropoda; Insecta; Coleoptera; Curculionidae
Product: chondroadherin-like
Exons: 1
Coding region: 1-930 (309 amino acids)
Molecular function (GO): protein binding
Source: RefSeq, a predicted model, not a curated record
AUGGCCUCUGUGUUCACAUUAGCGAUUAUCGGUUUGUUUUGUUCGUUGUUUAUCCCUGUGUGGGGUUGUGAAGUAACGUUCCUUAACACGAAAGUGACGUUGGGAGGUGCGAGAGAUGUGAAAAACGUUACCGGAUGCUUCUCGCCCACAGAUGAGUUUAUUAAAGUAUCCUACAUUCAAAUAAUUAACGAAAAUGUUACGGCUUUAAAGAGGAAUGCUAUAUCUGGAUUGCCAAAACUUGUAGAUGUUAUUAUUGAUACCAGCAACAUCACUGAUCUGGAAAGUGGAUGUUUUUCCGAUCUUCCGCAACUCUAUUUGAUCAAGCUGCGGCAUAACAACUUCAAAACUGUUCGAGAAGGAGUUUUUAAUAAACUAACAUUGAUUGAAUUGUGCCUGUCCAACAACAGCAUUGAAACAAUUCAUCCAAAGGCCUUCAAUGAUAUUCCAAACUUAAGUAUCUUGCAGUUGGAUCAAAACAAACUUAGCUACUGGUCAGGUGAAUGGUUUUUGGGAAGCCCUAAAAUAUCAGUGUUAAAUUUUGAGUACAAUAUAAUAACAAAUUUGCCGACUGCAGCCCUUCAGAACAUCAAUGGAUUGCAUUAUGACGCUCAAGUGAAUCUAAACGUAUCGACACAUAUUUAUUUGAACAAUAACAAAAUGCGCUAUUUAAGCGAUGGCGCUUUUAAUGGAAUCGAAAAUUUAGGGUGGCUGUUUUUACAUAAAAACGAAUUGGAAGAGAUUAGUGAAGCCAGCUUAGGCACGUUAAGAUCUGCUGAUUGGAUUCGUUUAGAACAUAAUAACUUAAAAUGUAUCCCUCGAAAAUUAGUGGAUAUAUCUCCUAAAGUGCUAUGGUAUAUUAGCAACAAUCCUCUUACCGCAGAGUGUAAAACCUGGUAUGAAAGUAUUCGAAAUAACAUGAAUUCUCAAUGA